Messenger RNA from Eremothecium sinecaudum, 4449 nucleotides. It is a transcript of the gene PEP1, whose product is annotated as type I sorting receptor. Gene Ontology annotation, biological process: Golgi to endosome transport; protein targeting to vacuole; Golgi to vacuole transport. The record is from RefSeq and is a predicted model, not a curated record. Lineage: Eukaryota; Fungi; Ascomycota; Saccharomycetes; Saccharomycetales; Saccharomycetaceae. The coding region runs from base 1 to 4449 and encodes 1482 amino acids. Gene Ontology annotation, cellular component: membrane; Golgi apparatus. The transcript has a single exon. Gene Ontology annotation, molecular function: protein binding.
AUGCUUUCAUUUUGGCUAUGGGUUCUCGGUUUAUGGCCCUUUGCAGUGCUAUGCGUAUCUGGCCGGAAUGAGCCUAUACUGACUGAUAUUAAGAACAUCAGCGCCAUUGUCGCAUUUAAUGACGAUACUAGAAUAGUAGCGAAUACUGAAGAGCGUAUAAUGGCGAAAAAUAUUGCUGGUGGCAAAGAUGGUGAUUGGACUAUACUAUAUAAGAAAAAAUAUGGUAUUAAACAUUUUGCUAUAGAUGAACACUACCCGGAUCGCAGGGCGGUAUUAUUUAGCGGUAGUGGAGAGGUUUAUUUCACUAUGGACAAGGCCAUAACAUGGAAGAAGAUUUUCGACGGUAGUCAGUUCCGUGAAAUGCAGUUUUUAACAAACCCACUGGACUCAGGACUUAUGCUAAUUGUUACGAAAGACUCAGAAGAAAGAACUAAGAAUUAUGUCUCUCAUGAUGCUGGAAAGUCAUUUAGCGAACUUAAAAUUGAGAAUUCUACCUGUAGGUUUGCUAGGCAAUCUAAGGAGUCGGAGUUAGGUGAAAUAAAUACCAUAUUCUGCAUUGGAGACAGCGAUGAGACAAAGAUCUUAUAUAAAAUUGACGAUAUCGGUAACCCAUUGACGACGGUGGAUGAGCUCGAAGGAAAAAGGAUUUUAGACGUUGGAUUUUAUGCCAAUUACUUGGUUAUUGUAACGUUAGAGGAUUUCCAUAACAUACAUUCUAAGAAGACCGUAUGGACAAGUACAGAUGGUAAAGGAUUCCAUUUAGCCCUCUUUCCAAUGGAGCUCCAUAACAAAGUAGAGCUCAGUUCGGCUGUUAGUAGUGGCAAACGUUUAAUCAUCAACUUAUUUGAUGAAGAUAAGAAAUCCAUAAAGAGGUCUUUUAUUUCUGACUCACGCGGGAUUAGGUUUACACCAUUGACGAAGAAGAUUUAUGAGGCCACACGAUUAGACUUUAAUGGUAAAUAUGAUGGUCCAAUAUUUGGCUAUUCUGAAGACCCAUUCGGAUCAUUUUUCUCGGCCGAUUUUGGAAGAACGUGGGAACAGUGUAAGUUGGCUGAUAAUGAGGACCAAGAUGGCUACCCGUGUGAUAUUCGGGACACUAAAAAGUGCGCCUUAUAUCUUGAUGCUAUACCAGAAUCUUCUCUAUAUUCCACUCCUAUGGAACAGACUUCAGGGAUUAUUAUUAGGACUGGUUUUGUUAAAGAUACAACUUAUAAUAGGAAGGUAACCAGAGGUGAUAAGAUGACCUUCAUAUCAAGGGAUGGAGGUAUUCGAUGGAAUAGAGCUUUUGAAUUUGCCGUUUCUGUUGUGUAUGGCGAUUAUGGCAAUAUUAUUGUUGCUUACGAAUCUCAGAAGACCUCGACAGAUAAGCUACACUAUUCUUUGGAUCAUGGCUAUACUUGGGAGAUUUAUCAUUUUGAUCAACCGUUAAAGCACAUGGAAGUUGUAUCCUUAACAGUAGACAAUUCUGGUGUUGAUUUUUUGGUAAGAACACUAUCAUCAAAUUUAUUACUCUCAUUUGGAAACAUAUUCAACGGUAUCGGUUGUUCAGAUAAUGAUCUUGAGGAAUGGGCUCCUUUAGAUUAUGAAUGUAUUGGUGGUUCUUUGUAUAAGACCAAACGUAGGUUGCAAAAUUCAGAGUGCUUGUACAAAGACUCAAAAAUAGAACGUUCUUUAACGGUUGAGCCUUGUAAGUGUACUUUGAAGGACUAUGAAUGUGCUCCGGAAUUUACUGAGAACGACUUUGGAAACUGUAUGCUAGAUUAUGAGUUUAUCAAGAAAACUGGCCGAUGUAAAGAUAAGGACUCUCUAUACUUACACUCGAAGCAACUCAGUCUUGGCAAUAAAUGCCUAGAACCGAUAGAAAUCCCUGCUGAUGAUUAUACAUGCUUUAAGAGCAUGAACUCCGGACAUAAGAUCCAAGUUUCGAGCUCCAAAUUUUCAUCUGAGUUCCAAUCUUACCAGUAUUUUGAUUCCUUGAAGGAUGAUUCUCUGAUACUCACUUCGAAGGAACUUGAAAUUUUUAUAUCGCAUGAUGGUGGGAUAAGCAUCGAAAAGCUAGAUUUGGGGGCUCCUGUUGUCGAAACUGUUUUUAAUCCAUAUUUUGGAGAUGACGCUUAUCUGUUUGGUCUUGAUAACCAAUUACAUAUUACUCACAAUAGAGGGCACUCUUUUUCAUCUACAGAACUACCGAAAUCUAAACAGUUGCUUCUACCACUUACUUUCCACCCUAAAGAUGAGUCAACUUUUAUUUACUAUGGUGGUAAGGAUUGCAAGUCGAUUGACGACCCCAGAUGCCAUAGUGUAGCUUAUAUUACAAGAGAUGGUGGGAAAUCAUUUGAAGAAUUAUUAAGUGAUGUGAUUAGUUGUGAAUUUGUUGGGCCUAUUUACAAGUCACCAGUACAUGAAGAUAUGAUAAUUUGUGAAGUUAGAAAUAGAACAACAAAAACCAAUUCCUUACAAGUAUCCACUAAUUUCUUUAAGGACAAGAAAGAAGUUUUUUCAAACAUUGUUGGUUUUUUCAACACUGGUCAGUAUACGAUUGUCGCUGUCGUUCAUGGGAAAGAUGAAAUCAGAUCAUACGUAACUGUCGAUGGUGAAAACUACGCUGAAUGUAAAUUCCCCGCUAACUUUAAAGUUGAGAAGCAACAGGCUUAUACCGUUGUAGCCUCACAAAAUGGUGCUGUAUUUUUCCAUAUCACCACUGAAUCGAAAUCGGGGAAUGAAUAUGGCUCACUCUUCAAAUCUAAUUCAAAUGGUACGUCCCUUGUUCUGUUAAAGGACAAAGUUAACAGAGACAAAGCAGGUUAUGUUGAUUAUGAUACUGUGGAUGGGCUUGAAGGGAUUGUACUCAUUAAUGUUGUUGAUGAUCAACCUUCCAAAAGUUUUAAAAAUUUGAAGAAACUAAAAACUAUGAUUUCAUUCAACGAUGGUGCAGAUUGGUGGUACGUCCAACCCCCUGCAAGGGACUCUACCGGCAAGUCUUAUCAUUGUUCUAGUAAGGAUUUGAAAAAAUGCUCAUUGCACUUGCAUGGGUAUACAGAUAGAAAGGACGUAAGGUAUAGCUCUACUUCAAGUUCAGCUAUCGGAUAUUUGGUAGCUGUGGGCAACGUUGGUCGCCAUUUGCUUCCAUAUGAGAAAUGUUCGACCUUUGUAUCUGAUGACGGUGGAAUAACAUGGAAAGAAGUGGCUAAAACCCCACAACGGUGGGAAUUUGGAGACAGAGGAAGCAUAAUUGUUUUAGCCGCCGAUGGUAAGGAAGCGAAUAGCAUUACUUAUUCCAUAGAUUCUGGUAAUACGUGGAACAAUUUUCAGUUUAGCGAGGAUCCGGUUACUAUUGAUGACAUUAUCACCGUUCCACAAGACUCGUCAAUGAGGUUUUUGUUGAUGACGAAGGCCACUUAUGUUGAAGGGACUCAGACUGUUACCUUUGCAAUAUCAUUUGCCGAUGUGUUUGAAAGGCAAUGUCAUUUCGAUCCUGCAACACCCAAAGAGAAUGAUCUAGCCUAUUUCCCCGUAAAACACCCGGGUACUAAAUGUUUAUUUGGACAUCAAGCGGAAUAUUUGAAAAAGAUUAGACACGAUUGUUUUAUAGGAACGGCCCCAUUGAAGGAUAGGUAUAGGGUUGUUAAGGAUUGUCCCUGUACCAGAAAUGAUUUUGAAUGCGCCUACAACUUUUUCAGAGACAAAAGCGGUGUCUGUAAACUAGUUAAGGGUUUAAAACCACCAGAUCCAAAAGAGGUAUGUGAUGACGAUUCAGACUUGAUUGAAUACUAUGAAACUGUAGCUUACAGGAAAAUUCCGAUGUCAACUUGUCAGGGUGGGCUGCAAUUAGAUAAACAAACUAAACCACGCCCUUGUCCUGGUAAAGAAAGGGAGUUCAGGAGAAAAUACGGUGCUUAUGAUCGAAUAGCGCUAUUUUGCUGGACGAUACUCUGGAUAGUUUUUUUUGCACUAAUGUACGUUGUUUAUGUUCGUGGGAUUAGAAGAAAUGGAGGUUUCUCCAGGUUCGGAGAAAUUAGGCUUGGAGAUGAUGAUCUUAUUGAGGAAAAUAGAACAGACCGGGUUGUCAACACAAUUGUGAGAACUGGUGCGUUUGUGUUUUGGGGAACAAUAAAUUUAGCGCAGUUACUACGCGCAGAAAGUAGAGGCAUGUUCAGAGGCAUUAGGGACAGGAUUGUUGGAAGAAGAGCUCCAAGUUACUCUUCCUUAAUUCACGAUCAUUACCUCGAUGAAGCCGAUAAUUUACUCACUGGUCACGAUAAUGAUGCGAGUAAUUUAGCUCCAUUCGUAGACGAGGUCGAAUUUGAAGUUGGUGAUGAGCUCUCAUCCCAACAGGAACUGGAAGACCAAGUCGCCACCGAGAACAUAGAUAGAUAUCAUGACUCGGAUACUGACAAUGAAGGAGGUAACAGUAUUGAUAAUAGUGGUAACACUGGUGGUCUUCGAUAA